CCCACGGGCCAGCCACGGCCCCACCGGCCACCACCCCUCCGGGCCUCCCCUGCCCUCGCGUCGCGGCCUCCAACCGCACCGCCGAUGACGAAGCCACCGGCGCCGGCGAUGCAUUCCCAGGAGCGGCCGCGCCUCUCCGACGGUCCUCUCGGCCUCCGCGCCCUUCCCGGCCUCUCAUACAACACGCACCGCGCCCUCGUCCUGGGGCUCACCUUCCUCGCCUACGCGCUCUAUCACGCCUCCCGCAAGCCGCCCAGCAUCGUCAAGCGCGAGCUCGCCCGGGCGUGGCCGCCCUUCGCGGACCCGGCGCUCCUCGGCGCCACCGACGUCGCCUUCCUCAGCUCCUACUCCCUCGGCAUGUUCGUCGCGGGCCACCUCGGCGACCGCCUCGACCUCCGCCGCUUCCUCACCUUCGGCAUGGCCGCCGGCGGCGCCGCCGUCGCACUCUUCGGCGCAGGGUACUUCCUCGGCCUCCACUCGCUCGCGUUCUACGUCGUCGCCCAGGUGAUCGCCGGCCUGCUCCAGUCCACCGGAUGGCCCUCCGUCGUCGCCAUCGUCGGCAACUGGUUCUGCGGCCGGAGGCGCGGCCUCAUCAUGGGGAUAUGGAACGCGCACACCUCGGUCGGGAACAUCACCGGAUCGCUCGUCGCCGCCGCAAUGCUCGGGUACGGGUGGGGAUGGUCGUUCGUCGUCCCGGGUGGGCUCAUUGCGCUCGGUGGCGUUCUUGUGUUUUUCUUCCUUGCGCCUUACCCCCAGUGCGUUGGCUUUGGGCCGGCGCCGAUCGAGCCGGUUAGUGAGGAGAGCAAAGAUGGGGAGGACAGCAGCAGCAGCAGCGCCGCUGGUGGCGCUGGGAAGGACAGGCGAGAUGCCGUGGGGAUUUUGAAGGCCCUCGCCAUUCCCGGCGUGGUCAUCUUCGCAAUCUGCCUCUUCUUCGCCAAGCUGGUUGCAUACACAUUCCUGUACUGGCUCCCAUUCUACUUGAGCCAGACUCCUAUUGGAGGCGAGCACAUGUCAGCUGCAUCUGCUGGAUAUCUAUCAGUUCUGUUUGAUGUAGGUGGAAUUGUUGGUGGAAUUCUUGCUGGCUUUAUAUCUGAUCAGCUCAAUGCUAGAGCCACAACUGCCGCAGUCUUCAUGUACCUGGCAAUUCCAUCUCUUUUCCUCUUUCAUGCAUAUGGCAGUAUUUCAAAAGCGACAAACAUUGGCUUGAUGAUGAUCAGUGGCCUGUUUGUUAAUGGACCCUAUGCUCUGAUAACAACUGCAGUUUCUGCUGAUCUCGGCACUCACAAGUCUCUCAAAGGAGAUUCUCGUGCACUGGCCACGGUAACGGCAAUUAUAGAUGGGACAGGAUCCCUUGGUGCUGCGUUAGGUCCAUUUCUUACUGGCUUCAUUUCAAGAAGGGGAUGGGAUUCGGUGUUCGUAAUGCUUGCACUUUGUGCAUUUGUCGCUGCUGCGCUGUUGUCGAGUCAUGUGAGAACAGAAAUUCCUCAGAUCAUCCAUAAGUGGAGAAAUCGCUCAACUACCAUGCGGAAUGGAAACGCAGAUUCUGGUGUUCAGCCACUUUUAGUGGAGGAAAGCUGAUGGCAAGGCUGCUUUUGGUGCUGCUCUAGUAUGAGAGAGUUUUGUAGCGUUGUUGUAGGUGAAGACUGUGAUGUUUCUGGAGAAAAAACAAAUCAUACCCCAGAUAGGAAAACCAUUUCUGUCUCUGGUGCUUACGAUCUGAGCAGACAGACGCGAUUGGGAUAGCAUCUGUUGUGGUUUCUGUCAAAUGAUGUUCCAUCCGCAGUAGAAUUUUUGGAUACAUCAAUCUGUUGUAGCUUGUAAGAAUACCUGUCUCAUCGCUUAUGGAAAUGCACUCUUCGGCAGGGUCUAGAACUCUAGAUGAACAUAUAUAGGGGGAUAGAACAGGGAACUGACAGUCUGAAAUACAGAUGAAGGCUGUUCGCCCUGUAUGUCGAUGAUGUUUGUAAUUUUUAUUGUAGAUGGUAACUGAACGGGAUCCUGAAUCCCGGGCGAGCGAUCUGUGUUAUCACUUCGUGCGAA
This is a messenger RNA of Setaria italica (foxtail millet), 2040 nucleotides long. Its product is annotated as putative glycerol-3-phosphate transporter 4. The record is from RefSeq and is a predicted model, not a curated record. The transcript is spliced from 3 exons. Gene Ontology annotation, cellular component: membrane. Lineage: Eukaryota; Viridiplantae; Streptophyta; Magnoliopsida; Poales; Poaceae. Bases 85 to 1578 code for a protein of 497 amino acids. Gene Ontology annotation, biological process: phosphate ion homeostasis; transmembrane transport. Gene Ontology annotation, molecular function: transmembrane transporter activity.